AAAAAACAGGGCGUUAACGUUUAAAGAAAUACGACGCUUUUAUGCAAGCAGUCCAUCUAGGUAAGACUUAUUCCUAUCCUUAUUCUAUUACUAAAGGCAAAUUAAUUUAAGUUGUCGUGAUAAUAAGCAUAUUUCGUAGAAACAGAUAGAUUGAUAGUUUGUGUUACAUCAUACGUGCCGUUGAUUAUGUACAAGGCUAAAAUGUCGUUUGAUAUUUCGUAACGGUAGUUGGUAAACACUAAACACACACACCCAUAUAUAGGCAGCAAAGCGGCACAUAGACGAAUGUAUCGUUUUGCUCGAGUAGAUUCAUGUUCAUUGUUCUCCGCAGCUAGAACGUGAAAUACUCGGAAUGCUUCUCGUGUCAUUCCAACAUGGAAAGCUGUUAUUUAUCUGCUUUGCGAUUGGUGUAAAACGGAUGCGAGAAGUUGAAAUUAUUCGCAUUCUUUAAUUUUUUAUUUCUUUUUUGAAUUUGUGCGUUGCGCAGUUAAAGUUUACUUUUGAAAAUUCUGCCACUGUGUAAAUUAUGGUCUUAUCUCGUAAUUAGACUCAUCAAAUUAUUCUUAAAUUUUCUCGUAAUAAGAUUCGAAAAUCAAUUGAACGUUUUAAUAGUUUAUUCGGUCUUGAACCUCGUAUAUGUAGACCAAGUUGCUAUCUAUAACUUUCAUUAUAAAUACCUAGCGAUGUUUCAUUUCUUGUCCCCUUUCUAGCCCGAUAAGAAAACAGAAAACAUACGAGGCAUUUCUUUAAAAAAAUAAAUAAUAAAAUGAAAUGUGAACCUAUUCCAGAGCUGCCAAGUUAGCCUCUUUGUCGUUUUCCGAGUUGAGAGACCUUUUGAAAGCAAAGCUUUAGGGUCGUCGUCGUAAGAAGAGUCUACAUCCGAUUUCCGAAGGUAUUCAGACGCCGACAAAGGAAGCUCACAACAAGUCAACCUAAAACGAGAGGAGCGUAAUCGUGUGGCUCACAACGCAAGUGUCGCUCGGCAGACAUCGGCCGCUCUACGGCCAAGUUCCGUCUCUUCAUUCGGCUUCGGUGCCCAGCAGGGAAUGAUCACAACAGUACUGAAUGCACAGUUGCGAACAUCACCAUCUUGCAAAGUCUGUUUCUUUGCUGAGCUGCGCCUCGAUCCUUUUUUUCUUUUUUACACAACAUUGGAAUUCAAAGUGCCAAUUAACUGACCACUGAGCUUCAAUACCCGUGCGAAGAAUUUUGUUUUUACUUCAUCGAAAUGGAUUGGUUUCGAUGUGUACAAUCUUUGCUCAAGAUCGCUGCCCUUAUCCUGUUUGGUUACGCAAUCACCGCUGUUUCAUCCGAGGAUUCCACGUCGAAUUCUGAGUUUCCCAGUCGAAAUAGCGACGUCAGUUUCGUGGAUAAGAGGACCAAUUACAGCCGGCCGCCAGGAGACAAUCCGUCGUCUAGGAAAUCCUUUGCUCGAUCAGCCAAUCUUGACUCAAGAAUCCGACCCAGAAGGAAUGCAACAACGUCAUCCGGAGCAAGGGGAAAAGUCAUCCCAGCGGUGAUACCGGUCGAAGAUGCCGGCGCGAUAAUCCAUCAAAGAAGAGAUACGGUUCGACAGAUGAUGAAACACGCGUGGGACGGCUACGUGAAAUAUGCGUGGGGCUAUCACGAACUCCGCCCAAUCAGUCGUCACGGGCACAGCUCCUCGCUUUUCGGCGAUUUCAGCAACACGGGCGUCACCAUUGUCGACAGCCUCGAUACCCUCUACAUCAUGGGACUGAUGGACGAGUUCCAGCGAGCCAGAGACUGGAUCGAACACAAUUUGGAUUUCAAGAAACUGACGUGGGGCGAGGUAUCGGUCUUCGAGAUCAACAUACGUUUCGUCGGGGGUCUUUUGUCUUGUUUCGCCUUGACAGGCGAUCGCAUGUUCAGAGAAAAGGCCUUGCUGAUAGCUGAGAGGCUCUUGCCAGCCUUUGACACUCCGACGGGAAUUCCGUUAGGGAUAGUCAAUAUGGAGAAUGGGGUAAGCCGGAAUCCGUCGUGGGCCAGCGAAGGUUCUAGCAUCUUGUCAGAAUUGGGCACAUUGAGCUUAGAGUUCAAUUACCUGUCGGACGUUACGGGAAAGGACGUUUUCCGGCAGAAGAUUCAAAAGCUCACGGGAACGAUUAAAAGGUUGGAUCGACAUGCCGAUGGAGGUCUCUAUCCAAAUUUCAUCAAUCCUUGGACCGGGGAUUGGGGCGAUCGCCAUGUGUCCAUGGGGGCGUUUGGCGAUUCUUUCUACGAAUAUUUGCUCAAGUCUUGGCUACUUAGCGGGCGACAGGACGAUGAAGCCCGUUUAAUGUACAUCGACGCUGUAGAAGCCGCAUUGGCCAAGUUAAUCCAAGUGUCGAGAGAAGGAUUUACUUAUUUUGCCGAUAGCAACUCGGGCAGACUGGAACACAAAAUGCAACACCUUGCGUGUUUCUCCGGAGGAAUGUUGGGUCUUGGAGGAUUUUACCUUGGCGAACCCUUCAAGAGACGUCACAUGGCCAUGGGAAAAGCUAUUACGCGGACGUGCCGUGAAUCUUACAAUCGGAGCACCAGCCAACUUGGACCGGAGACGUUUCGAUUUAACGAACAGCUGGAAGCCGAAGGUUUAGAACCGGAGGCUGCGUAUCUGUUGCGUCCGGAAGUUGUGGAAUCCUACUUUAUUAUGUGGAGAUUGACGCAUGACCCAAUAUACCGCGAAUGGGGCUGGGACGUCGUGCUGGCACUGGAGAGACAUUGCCGAGUCGAAGGUGCGGGAUACAGCGGAUUGAAGAAUGUCAACGAAGAAAAGCCCGUCAAAGAUGACGUGCAGCAGAGCUUCUUCUUAGCUGAAACACUCAAGUAUCUCUACUUAUUGUUCAGCGAUGACGACGUCCUUCCAUUGGACCAGUGGGUAUUCAAUACGGAGGCCCACCCUCUUCCUGUGUCGUUGCCCAUCAAAGAUAUUUCAACUCCGAAUCCCAAAUUCGUAUUUAGAGACCAAAAAUGACGAGUAGUAUUAUAAUUACAAAUGACAUUUUUCUCAUUGA
This is a messenger RNA of Daphnia pulex (common water flea), 3014 nucleotides long. RefSeq names its product mannosyl-oligosaccharide alpha-1,2-mannosidase IA-like. The coding region runs from base 1229 to 2974 and encodes 581 amino acids. NCBI's taxonomy places the organism in Eukaryota, Metazoa, Arthropoda, Branchiopoda, Diplostraca, Daphniidae. The record is from RefSeq and is a predicted model, not a curated record. Gene Ontology annotation, cellular component: Golgi membrane; endoplasmic reticulum. The transcript is spliced from 9 exons. Gene Ontology annotation, biological process: carbohydrate metabolic process; N-glycan processing. Gene Ontology annotation, molecular function: mannosyl-oligosaccharide 1,2-alpha-mannosidase activity; calcium ion binding.